This is a messenger RNA of Miscanthus lutarioriparius, 690 nucleotides long. The record is from the annotation of a GenBank genome assembly. Lineage: Eukaryota; Viridiplantae; Streptophyta; Magnoliopsida; Poales; Poaceae.
AUGCUGCACUUCUCGGUGGAAUCCCUGGAGGCGCUCAAGGAUCGGGCGCGGCGGGAGCUCCUGGCGGCCGGUGACGCGGCUGGCGCGGCCGCCGUAACCAAGUUCCAGGCGCUGAGCUCCCUGGUAUGGCACUGCUUCACCCGCGCGCGGCGCAAGGCGCCGGACCAGUCCACCGUAUGCCGCGCCGCCAUCAACAACCGCACGCACCUCCGCCCGCAGCUGCCAACCAAGUACUUUGGCAACACCAUCUACGCCAUCUCCACAAAGGCGGUGACCGCGGGGGAUCUGCUGGCGCGCGGCCACGGGUGGGCGAUGGCGGCCGUGGGGCGAGCGGUGGCGGCGCACACGGAUGCCGACAUCUGGGCGCGCGUGGCGGCGUGGAUGGCCAAGCCCGUCGUGUACACGCUCAGGUACUUCGACCCCAACGGUGUCAUGAUGGGCAGCUCGCCGAGGUUCGAAAUGUACGGCUGCGACUUCGGCUGGGGACGCCGCUGGCGCCGCGCAGCAGCGGCAGGGGCCAACAAGUUCGACGGGAAGGCGUCGCUGUACCCAGGGCGGGAGGGCGGCGGCAGCAUCGACGCGGAGGUGGUGCUGACGCCGGAGCACAUGGCGCUGCUGGAGCAGGACGACGAGUUCUGGGCGGCCGUCUCGCCGGACAAACCUUGCCCGCCGGCGGUGGGGAAGAAUUGA